GGUAGUGUAUGUCAGAAUGCUGAACCUACAGCUAAAGACUUUCACUUCGUAAAUGUUCUCAGUGAAUCAAUGUCUGAAUACUACAAGAACGAGACUGCACGAGCGCAAAAAUUUCGAGAGUGUUUUAAGAAUUAUUUUGAUAUCAAUUUCCCUUGUAUUGAAUUCAACGAUGGAUCAUGCACAGAUGGUACCUGGUUCCCUAAUCCCAACGCCAGUUAUAUUAUGAAUGCUAAAGUAAAAAAAGAACCCGGCACUGGAGGCAACCCACACAUACAAAAUAUAGCAUAUUACAAACAAUAUUUUCUCCAAAACCAGGAUCUUGCUGAAACGUUUAGGCUGCCUUGCUUCCUUAUUCAGGUUGAUAGACUGGAGUUAAAUAUUCCCACUGCCAUUUAUGCUAAUAAGAUUAUUGUAGAUUCGUACGACUACAUCCUUUCUCUUGCCUGUUCACGCAGUCGUUUCGAGAAAUUCGCUCGUAUUUUCUGCGCCCUUAAGACAGCUAUCGUAUUACUGCAAAAAUACUAUGAUAAUCCCAUGCCAGAAAGCCAUGCAAGUCAGAGAGAAUUCCCUUAUCCCAACUCUGUUAAGAUGGACGAUGGCGAGGAAAUCCGAUUUGAAUAUCAUUCUGCUUUGGGUCCACUAGUUUUUGUUGUCGAUACACUUGAAAAUUCACAGAAUCUCCCUCAAAAAUUUGUCACUUAUCAUGAUACGAUAAAGAGUGCAAUGGAUCAGUUACAUUCUGCUGGAUACGUGCAUGGUGAUCUCCGCAGCAAUAACAUUAUGGUCCGUUAUCUAAACACAACAUCUUUGCCGGCUGUUUGUUUUGUUGACUGGGACUGGGCUGGUGAACAUGAACAAGUCAAAUAUCCCAUAUCAAUUAAUCCUGCCAUCAUUCGUCAUGAGAGUGCUCGACCUCAAGGACCAAUUCUAAUAGAACAUGACCAAUUUAUGGUCUCACGAUUGGUCUUUAAAGACAGUGUUUGUGUUAAACGUUAA
Paraglomus brasilianum is the source of this 996-nucleotide messenger RNA. The record is from the annotation of a GenBank genome assembly. NCBI's taxonomy places the organism in Eukaryota, Fungi, Glomeromycota, Glomeromycetes, Paraglomerales, Paraglomeraceae.